GCAGGGAGCGCGCGCUGCAACACAUCUCCUGAAGCAAGGCUGACUAGAGGGACGCAGGGUGGGAGGGAGAGAGAGAGAAAGCAAAGCAAAAAAUAUAUAUAUAAAUAUAAAGCCUUGCCCUCCUCGCUGCAAAUCGCAAAUGAAUUGUCUGAGGCCGGGAUCGGGUGGAAGCGUUGCAGAGAUCAGGACUUUUGGCUGUUAUCGUGCAGUGCUCUGUGCUUGAGGAACCCGGGGCACAUCUUGCUAUGGCGCAAGGAAAUAAUUAUGGGCAGAACGCUAGUAACAACGGGACGGCGGAUGAAUCGCCCAACAUGCUGGUGUAUAGAAAGAUGGAAGAUGUCAUCGCACGAAUGCAAGAGGAGAAAAAUGGCAUUCCAAUCCGGACAGUCAAAAGUUUUUUGUCGAAGAUUCCCAGUGUAUUUUCUGGUGCAGAUAUUGUGCAAUGGCUAUUGAAGAAUCUGAACAUUGAAGACCAAGGUACAAUUACUGAGAUUCAAGCUGUGGAAGCCCUGCACCUUGGAACAUUAAUGGCAGCUCAUGGCUACUUCUUCCCAAUCUCAGACCAUGUACUGAUGUUGAAAGAUGAUGGGACCUUCUACAGAUUUCAGACACCGUACUUUUGGCCAUCCAAUUGUUGGGAGCCAGAAAACACUGACUAUGCGGUUUAUCUCUGCAAGCGAACAAUGCAAAAUAAAGCCCGGUUAGAGCUGGCGGACUAUGAAGCUGAGAGCCUGGCCCGUCUACAGAGAGCAUUUGCUCGAAAAUGGGAAUUUAUCUUCAUGCAAGCGGAAGCCCAAGCAAAAGUUGAUAAGAAAAGAGAUAAAAUUGAAAGAAAAAUUCUUGACAGUCAAGAAAGAGCAUUCUGGGAUGUACACAGACCUGUGCCAGGAUGUGUAAAUACUACAGAAGUCGACAUCAAGAAAUCAUCGCGAAUGAGAAAUCCUCACAAAACAAGAAAGUCUGUCUAUGGGCUACAAAAUGAUGUCCGAGGUCACAGUCCCACCCACACACCUGCUCCAGAAGCAAAGCAACCAACAGUAGAAGAAUUACAUCAACAGAUAAAAUUCUGGCAAAUGCAACUGGAUAGGCAUCGGUUAAAAAUGUCCAAAGUUGCAGAGAGCCUGAUAGGGUACGCAGAACAAUACAUGGAAUUUGAUCCAUUCCUCAUAAAUCCUGAACCUUCAAACCCAUGGACGUCUGAUGAUAUUUCCUUCUGGGAACUGGAAGCGAGCAAGGAACCAUAUGGACAGAGGGUAAAGCGAUGGGGUUUCUGCAUUGAUGAAGUUUUAAAAGAUCCUGUUGGCCGUGAACAGUUCCUUAAGUUUGUGGAGUCUGAAUUCAGCUCUGAAAACCUUCGGUUUUGGUUAGCGGUCCUGGACUUGAAGAAAAGGCCCAUCCGUGAGGUGCCAUCACGCGUUCAAGAAAUCUGGCAAGAGUUUUUAGCCCCGGGAGCCCCGAGUGCUAUAAACGUGGACUCCAAGAGCUACGAUAAGACCACACAGAAUGUGAAAGACCCGGGAAGAUAUGCAUUUGAAGAUGCCCAGGAGCACAUUUACAAACUGAUGAAAAGUGAUUCCUACCCACGUUUCAUACGUUCCAGUGCCUAUCAGGAGCUGCUCCAGGCUAAAAAAAAGGUAAAGUCACUUACUUCAAAGCGGUUGACAAGCCUGGUGCAGUCUUAUUGAUACACAUACUCGCACUUCAGCUGAGGAACGGACCUGAUCAGUUGUUCAAAGUUAUAAUUCACUGUGUAUCCUGAACCAAGAAGGCAUUGUACCAUUCUUUGCAUGAAUGAGGAACUGACUUUUUGUUUCCUCCAUGUGUGCACAAAGACAUUGCAGUCAUGUAUUGAGAGGGUGGGUAGAAGGGGCGAUUGUUCCCCCAAAUCUUUUUUUGUUUCCUUCAUACAGUGCCAUAUCAACCAGGCUGUUGUGUGCUGUGUCUCCAUUGAUAACAAGUUAAGGUUUACCAUAAUAUUAAAACUCCCAUUUUGAAGAUGAAUCACACACCAGAUUACAUCUGAAAAUUAUUAAAUGAUUAUGAUUCAUACACUGAAAUAGUAGAAAAAAUUAUUAAGUACAUAGUACAUAUGAUAUUGUCCAAAUGUUUAUAUUGCUUUCACAAAAGACAAUGAGCAGAGAAAGAUACAAGGGCUUGUUAGAGUAUCCUUGAUGGGAGUCAUCUGUGCUAAUAUUUUUAUGUUUUUCUGUCUUAUUUUUAUACAAUACAAUGAAUUCACUAUUUAUUCCAAAUUUAUUAUAGUUUGUCUUUUACUCUUUAUUUUUUCACAUUCAUUUAUUUUCACAUGGUUUUUAUUUAUAUUGGGUUUUUCACUAUUUUUUUUGAUACUGUUUCACAAGAUGAGAACCAUUGUGUUAAUUAAAUCAGUGAGUUUCAGUUCUUAAAGGUCAAAGCAUUUAUAUGAUAUCGCAAAUGACUAGCCAAUCUUGCUUGAAAAAUAUUAUUUAAAAAUACACAGCACCAUAGAGAUAUUUUGUAAAUUUCAGGUUUAUUUCUUAAUAACUAGUCGUCAAAAUAAAAUAAAUAUAAUGAGUUUAAAGUAGUUCAGAGUUUUUUUAAUAUUUUCUUUGUAAGAAAAUGGCAGUAUGUUGCAGAUAUUGCUGUAAAGCAGGCUUGUGUUUCAAUCAUUAACUUGUGACAAUCACCAAAAAGGAAUUCUUGCAGGAAUAUUAGCUUCACUCAAGGAUCUUACUUUCACUUUCACAUCUACUUGCCAACUCACUCAUUGAAAGGGAAGAAAGUCUCAGAUCAGCUGAUGAGGGAAGGAUGCCUGUUUUCGUCCAAACACGUCCAUGCUGACCAAGACACCCAUCUAAACUAGUACCAUUUGCCCACAUAUUAUCCAUAUCCUUCUAAACCUUUUCUAUCCAGGUACUUAUCCAAUUGCCUUUUAAUUAUAUCUAAGGGAAAUCCUGUCACUACAGUAUAAUAACCCCUUUAUAUAUGAUGUCGAGUCAAGAGACAACAGUAUUUUAUUGUCAUAUGUCCCGAAACAGAACAAUUAAAUUCUUACUUGCAGCAGCACAAUGAAAUGUAACCAUAAUAGUCUGCAAACAUCAUAAACAACAAAAAUGAUCAGUAUACGCAUGCACACACGCACACUCGCACACACACAUACAGCGUAAAGCCAGAACAACGUCUCCAAAUCGAUGUAGUUUAGAGCCUAUUUGGAGGUUGUGUUUAAUAACCUGAUAGUUAUAGGGAAGAAGCUUUUCCUGAACUUGUACAUUACAGUUUUCAUGCUCCUACACAUUCUUCCCAAUGGCUUCAAAUCUUUAUGAUCUUUGUCUAAUUAUCCUUCCUUUCCUACUCAUUACUUGCAAGUAGAACAUUUUCAUUAUUGAAAACAAAAACGGUAUUAUUGGAUUAAUUCAAUGUGAUGGAUACCUAGUAAGUGGUGAAGAUCGCUCAAUAGAAAAGUUGAACAAUCUCUGCGAUAGUUUAUGCAGAUGCAUAAGAGAUUAAUAAGGAGACCAAAUAAAAUAAAAAAUCUGGCUAGAGAGUAGGAGUAUUAAUGUAUCUGCCAUUCAGGAAUAAAAUAUUUCUUCCACCCAGGAGAAAUAGCCAAAUAAAACAGAUGAAGUCCCAACAGUGACCAACAACAAGCAUGGAAGGCUGUGGCCUUGAUAAAAAUGGAAAAGGAAAAUAAUAAUUUGAGUAAGGAGGUAUGGAACUGUUUCCUAAGAUGUGGUCAGCAUGAUGAUAUUGAAAAAGAUGACCCAAAGAUUGCACAGAACAAAAACAAGCGCAAGAAGAGAUUGAGUGUAGAAAUAUGUAAGGAAAGUCAAACAAAGAUAAAAUGAUCUUGCAUCAGAACCAUCUCCCACCAUCCAUGAAGAAAGUUUGUCAGGUGACCAAGGGAUUAUCUGUUCCACUGGUCAACAUGCUAAAUGCACUGCAGCUCAUCAGAUCUCUGCAUCAGGUAAAGCAACCUGAACCUCCAGAUUCACUUCAUAUUUCAAGAGAAGUUGAAUACACAGCAAUUAUGAAAUAUAGUCUUUGAAUCCUUAAAGAAAAAUAAUUAUAAUAAGAUAAAAAGCUGCCCUCAGUCACAUGUACCAAAGGCAAAUUGUAGAGCAGGGGACCUGCUGCCUCACAGCGCCAGAGACCCGGGUUUGAUCCUGACCUCAGGUGCUGCCUGUGCGGAGUUUAUACCUUCUCCUUGUGACUGCUUGGGUUACCUCCGGGUGCUCCGGUUUCCUCCCCCAUUUCAAAGACGGCGGGUUGGCAGUUUAACUGGCUUUUGUAAAUUGCCCCCAGCUUCAAAAGUGGGAUAACAUAGAAUUAGUGAGUGGGUGAUCAAUGGUCCGCAUGGACUCGGUGUGCCGACAUACCUGUUUCCAUGCUUCUUCUUCUUCUUAUCGAGUCCACACACAGGAUUAGAAGUUGCUCAGCCAGAGCUGAACACACCUCUCGGCAUCUGCACACAAUGGUGUCUGUCUUGUCACUUCUUGUGCUUCUUGUGCGUGGUGGUGGAAAGAUUGGUGGAAACAGGGCUGCGACGUGAACGCUCUUUCCUUGACCCCGUUUCCACGCUGCAUCUCUUAAAUAAAACCUGAAUUUUGGUUUCAAUGAUGUCAAGCGGUUUACGUUUCAGAUGCAGAUCAUUGUGUGGUAACUGCAUUUUGUGCUUUGCACAAUCUUUUUCAGUCGUCCAUAUUUCACUCUCUAUUUUCAUUCAUUUAUCUUGAUUUAAUAAACCAGCUCAUAUUCCCUUCCUACUAUUGACUCAACUUUUUUGUUGAGCAUACCACAUAAUUUUAAAUCCCUCUCAUUGAUUAUAAUCGGUCUUAGAAAAUCCAUUUUGCAUUCUGUCAGCUGAUGGAUUAGUGAUAUUGGAAAUAAUAGAUUUAAAGCAAAAUGUAUAAGAGCUGUGCAACUAAUCUCAACAUGUCAAGAAUCCCAAAAGCACAAAAAGAGAUUAUUUGCCAUGAUCCAGAUUGUAUGGUUUAGAGCCAUAAGGUCAUACAGCAUUGAAACUGGCCCUUUGGCCCAACUUGCACACACCGACCAACAUGUCUCAUCUACACUAGUCCCACCAGCCUGCAUUUGGCUCGUGUCCCUCUAAACAUAUCCUAUCCAUGUACCUGUCUAAAUGUUUCUUUGAUAGACACAAAAUGCUGGAGUAACUCAAAGGGUCAGGCAGCAUUACUGGAGAAAAGGAAUAGAUGUUGUCUCAGGUCAAGACCCUUUCUUCAGACUGAGAGUCAGGGGAGAUGCAGCAACUGUGGAUUGUUCUACCACAGAAGGUAGUUGAGGCCAGUUCAUUGGCUAUAUUUAAGAGGGAGUUAGAUGUGGCCCUUGUGGCUAAAGGGAUCAGGGGGUAUGGAGAGAAGGCAGGUACAGGAUACUGAGUUGGAUGAUCAGCCAUGAUCAUAUUGAAUGGCGGUGCAGGCUCGAAGGGCCGAAGAAUAGCUUACUCCUGCACCUAUUUUCUAUGUUUCUAUGUUUAACUCUAUCACUGUGCCACCACAAAAGCCCAGCUACAAAGGUUGAUUAUUACCAACCACAAAUAUAUGCCAAAACUCUAGCAGCGUGACAUCAUUCCUGCUUCCUCACCAAUCCACCCUCGUAGUGAGAUGGCGCAGCAGUAGAGUUGUUGCCUUACAGCAAAAUGCAGCGCCAGAGACCCGGGUUCGAUCCCGACUACGGGUGCUGUUUGGAGUUUGGAGUUUGUAUGUUCUCCCCGUGAUCUGCGUGAGUUUUCUCCGAGACCUUCGGUUUCCUCCAACAGAUGUACAGGUUUGUAGGUUAAUUGGCUUGAUUAAUUGGUCCGAGUUCCUGGUCCCAGGACACUGAUGCAAUUAUCAAGAAAGCACAUCAGCGCCUCUACUUCCUGAGAAGAUUACGGAGAGUCGGUUUCUCAAGGAGGACUCUCUCUAACUUCUACAGGUGCACAGUAGAGAGCAUGCUGACCGGUUGCAUCGUGGCUUGGUUCAGCAACUUGAGCGCCCUGGAGAGGAAAAGACUACAAAAAGUUGUAAACACUGCCCAGUCCAUCAUCGGCUCUGACCUCCCUUCCAUCGAGGGGAUCUAUCGCAGUCGCUGCCUCAAAGAGGCUGGCAGUAUCAUCAAGGACCCACACCAUCCUGGCCAUCCAGGUAGAAGGUACAGGAGCCUGAAGACUGCAAUGACCAGGUUCAGGAAUACCUACUUCCCCACAGCCAUCAGGCUAUUAAACUUGGCUCGGACAAAACUCUGAACAACAUUAUCUGUUAUUUGCACUUUAUCAUGUGUGUAUAUAUUUAUAUAAUGGUAUAUGGACACACUGAUCUGUUCUGUAGUCAUGCCUACUAUGUUCUGUUGUGCUGAAGCAAAGCAAGAAUUUCAUUGUCCUAUCAGGGACACAUGACAAUAAACUUUCUUGAAUCUUGAAUCAUAAUUGGCAUGAUAAUAUGUAAAAUUGUCCAGUGCUGAAUGAUGCUCUACCUGGAGUUUAUCAGCGUACUACAUCCAGAUCCAGAUCCGGACAGUCCACUGAAUCCAAAUUAGCCUUUCGCCCAUACGUGAUAUCCAUAAUGACUGUUCAUCUUAAUUUCACGUCCAGAGUUGACAGGAUUCCGAAAGAGGAGACAUUAACAAUCAAAAUGAAGUAUUUGUGCUUAUUGGAAGCAAGUAUUUGGCAUGCUUCCCAUGGCAUUACACUUGUGCAAAGGAACAAAUGGAAAAUUAUGCAUGUGUCCGAUGCCUGUGUUACAUUCUCAGCAAGUGCCAAAAAAGUCUAUUUCAUCUCUUGGUAUAUUUUGGAUUUAAGCUCAAAUUCCAGAGGUGAAAAGAUACCUGGGCUAAUGAAUUUAUCAUUAUUCCCUGUCCCUAUUCAAACUGUAACAUCUUUCCGGAAUUACUUUAUUUCUAAUAUUAAAUCAUAAUUUGGAAUACUGCCAAUGCUACUUCUUAUUAUCAAGUCCACAUCACAAGAUUAGAAAUUGUUCAGCCAGAGCUGAACACACUUCUCGGCAUCUGCAUACUUGUGCUUAGGCUUCUUGUGCUUCUUGUGUGUGGUGGUGGAAAGAUUGGUGGAAUCAGGGCCACGACGUGAACGCUCUUUCCUUGACCCAGCCAAUGCUACUGAAAUCAGUAGUUUAAACAGGUACUAUCACAACAAGAAAGAAACAUAAGUGGCAGAGACCCAGGUUCGAUCUCGAUCACGGGUGCUUUCUGUACAGAGUUAGUAUGUUCGUCAUGUGACCUUGUGGGUUUUUCCAGGUGUUCGGUCUCCUCCCACAUUCCAAAGACAUACAGAUUUGUAGAUUAAUUGGCUAUACAUUAAAACUGUCACUAGUGUGUAGAAUUGUGCUAGUGUAUAGAGUGAUCGCUGGUUGGCACAGACCUGCACUGUAUCUCCAAAGUCUGAAGCCUACUGUAGAUUAAUUUACUUUGGAUCAUGUCCGUGGGUCCAUUUAUGAGUCCAUGCAUUUUUGAUCUUUUGAACAUAUAACUUAUGAAUGCCUGAUUAGCUAUGAAUGAGGAUAUUGUAAUUAUAUUAGUUGUGAAUAGGUCAUAACAGGUGAAACAAGGCAAAAGGUGUUUAGUUUAACAGAUGCCUCAGAUGGCCAGCAUUGGGUAAAGUACAGACUUGUGUCAUGCAGAGCAACAACAGUUAGAAGCCACCUACCUUCUGACAAAUUUAUUUAUUCCUGUUGAAUCUCCCUAAUCUCAUACAUCACUUUUAAGUCAGCAACAACAUUAAGUAUUAGUCUGGAAGGUAUCUAGUUCUUCUUGGAAGGUAUUUUGACUUUGCUGGUAGGUUUUUAGCCGGCCUGCUCUAACAAACUCAAUGAAAUGGGCGGCACAGCGGUGGAGUUGAAGCCUUACAGCGCUCGCAGCGCAAGAGACCUUUGUUCAAUCCCGACUACAGAUGCUGUCUGUACGGAGUUUGUAUGUUCUCCCCGCGACCGCGUGAUUUUUGUCUGAGAUCUUUGGUUUCCUCCCACACUCCAAAGACGUACAGAUUUGUACGUUAAUUGACUUCGUAUAAGUGUAAAUUGUCCCUAGUGUGUGUAGGAUAGUGUUAAUAUGCGGGGAUUGCUGGUCGGUGAAAACUAUGUGGGCCGAGGAGCCUGUUUCCGUGCUCUAUCACUAAACUAAACUAAAAUGGCUACCAUAUACCAGUCAGUGGCAUUAAGACCAGUGAUUCUACCAAUCAUGACUGUUGUUGGCACUUUCAUUCUUUACAGCUCAUAUUUUACAAAAAAAACCUCCACACUCAAUCAAUACACCAAGCAUGAAUUAUUUAAAUUUUAUCCUUUCCAGAUGGAUGGUAAACCUUUGUAGUUCAUUGGUCUUAUUUUCAGUUAUUUCUCUCUAGGCAAGAACACAUGGGGCAGAAUUAGGCCAUUCAGCCCAUCGAGUCUGCUCUGCCAUGGCUGAUUUAUUUUUCCUUCUCAAUCCCAUUUCCUACCUUCUCUCCAUAACCUUUGAUGCCCUUACUAAUCAAGAACCGCUUUAAAAAUACACAAUGACUUGUCCUCCACAGCAAUAGAUUUUGCAGGUUCUCCACCCUCUGUUUCUUGUACAUUGUGAUAGUACCUGUUUAAACUACUGAUUUCAGUAGCAUUGGUAGUCUUCCAAAUUAAAAUGUAAUAUGAGAAAUAAAGUAAUUCAGGAAAGAUGUUGCAGGUUGAAUAGAGACAGGGACUAAUGAUAAAUUAAGAAUGAAAUUCUUCCUCAUCUCCAUUCUAAAGGUACGUCCUUUUAUUCUAAGGCUGAACUCUGUGGUUAUAGACUCUCCCAUUACUGGAGACAUCCUUUCCAUGUUCACUCUAUCUUAUAAGACUCCUUACAAAGGCAGUGACAUUGGGUGAAUCAAUCGAUGAAUAUCUGCUUCUGCCAGGGUCACUAUUAUUCUCAUUGAAUACCACAGAUCAAUGGGAAAGUGGCCUAUGUUCAAGUGUUGCCGUGAAAUGAUACAUUCGGCGAUACAACAGCUGGGUUACAGUUGUUAUCUUCAGUGAGAUAGAACAGAGUAACCCUUUCUGAAAGUACGAGUGCUUCACAUAAGCACUAAAUGCUUCCAUCUCCUCAAACUCAGUAGCAGUUGGCAUCGUGCAAAAUGUCCAUUUCAUGCCAAACUGAUAUUUUUUUGCUAUUGUGGAUUGAUAAAUUGCAACAUGACCAUUAAUUUCCCAUUUCGAUGGAUAAAAUCUUGAAUGGCUUUGCUGCUGCUAAGGAUAUUUUACACAUUGCAUAGACUGAUCCUGACAUCGAUUUGGAAGAGUCAAAGAGUCAUGACUAUAGAGUAAUGUGUAGGAAGGAACUGCAGAUGCUAGUUUAUACUGAAGAUAGACACAAAAUGCUAGAGUAACUCAGGCAGGCAGCAUCUCUAGAGAAAAGGAAUAGGUGCCAUUUUGGGUCAGAACCCUUCUUCAGACGUAUUUUUAUUAGGACACAUUGCACCACUUUCUUUUUUUUCCUGAAACAUAGAGACCAUCAGACCCUUUUAAUAGCAACUGAGUAAAUAUUUAUGCCAAAUUGUUUAAUGGUUGGCCACAUUUGUUUAAUGUCUACAUAAAGAGUAAAAUGCAACUUUCUUAUGAACUGUGUCACAGACUAUACUUGUAGAAGUAGCCUGGUUUAACACGGGUGUCCGUCAUUAAAAAAACAUCUUGUGAGAAAUGUAAAACAUAAGUAACUCAGAACUAUAAUUAAAUCUACACUGAUUAAAUGUAGAAGGAAAGCCUGAAUUAUUUCUAUAUCUUACAAAUUCUUCAGGAAUUAUGAUUACUCUUUAUAGAAUGAAAAUAAUAAAAUGUAGAUAAUUAUUGUCUUUGUGGUUGUAGUGGAUUAAGAUAAAACUUUCCAAAUCACGAUGUAUGGGUUAUAAAAAAACACUCACUCUUGCCUACAGCAGGGUUGCAUAUGAAUAUGUAUAAUUUUUCAACCCUUUGUACUCAUAGGUGAUAAUAUCAAAGCAGAAAUAUUCCUUCAGUUUAAAGCAAUCUUAGCAGUUCUAUGUACAGCAAUGGCGUCAUAACAAUUUUAUCUAUGCAGACUCUAUUUCACACAUUGGAAGUUCACUGCCUCUCAUAAUUUAGUUAACUAAAUCACAAGAAAUUGCGUUUUUGUUUGGGUAUUUUGGAACAUUAUGAGGCUUUAGGAUUGGUAAAGAAACCACAAGGCCCCCAAGCAAACAGUGUUGUCACUAUUAUUGCCUUAAGGUCAUAAGGAACAGGAGUAGAAUUAGGCCAUUCACCCACAAAGUCUACUCUGCCAUUCAAUCAUGACUGAUCUAUCUCUCCCUCCUAACCCCAUUCUCCUGCAUUCUCCCCAUAACCUCUGACACCCGUAUUAAUCAAGAAUCUGUCUAUCUCUGCCUUAAAAAUAUCCAUGGUCUUGGCCUCCACAGCCUUCUGGCAAAUAAUUCCACAGCGUCACUACCCUUUGACUAAAGACAUUUCUCCUCAUCUCCUUCUCUAAAAGAAUGCCCUUUAAUUCUGAGGCUAUGAACCUCUAGUCCUAGACUCUCCCACGAGUGGAAGCAUGCUCUACACAUCCACUCGAUGCAAGCCUUUCCCUGUCAAUCUGUCCAGCCUCAUUCAGACGGAUGUGCUGCAGAUGUACCCGAUGUUGAGAUUUUGAAGCAACUCCUAGCGUGUUCUUUUUUGGUUUCCAGGCUUAACUGACAAUACUGUUAGUUAACUGACCACACUUCAGUAAUUCGACUUUUGAAUUCUGUGGUGUGGUCUUCAGCGAAUGGGCAGAAUUUAGUGAAAAAGUUGGGACUACCAUAUUUUUUCUCACCAUCAUUUAUAGUGCAGCUUUAAGAUGUGUGAAUUCUGAGGCGAUAAUUGUGAAGAAAUUAGUGAAGUUGGAACAUUUUAAUUCUUGUGUCAUAUGUAAUAAAAAAAUCUAUCCCAUUAGUCUACACUUGCACUCUAAAAAUUAUUUUACUGUCCAAUUAGUUGUGAUUACUUAUGUACCAAAUUAUUCAUUUGCUUCCUGAUUGAUUUAUGGCUCUAUAGCUUGGUAAUAAUAUUCUUUAUACUUGAACAACGAGUUUUGAAGUAUAUGUACAGUAUAUUAUACUAUCCAAUUGUAUUUAAAGCAAAAUCCAGUGGUUCAAUGCAGGCCGGGUGCUUAUCUUCGGAAAAGUUUAGUGAUAAUAAAGAUUAAAUAAUGUUUCUCUAUUUGUCCAUUUCAAAUGUUGGCAACUGUCAAGAAAUUUUCUUUAUUAUAAUAAAAGCCAUCACAAGAAUGUCACAUAAAAAUUUAUUGCAUUCACUUUCCAAAAAAAAAUCCCAUUAAAGUAUUAAAUGGUUUAGUUAUGAAAUAAAAUAUGCUG
Leucoraja erinaceus (little skate) is the source of this 11302-nucleotide messenger RNA. RefSeq names its product regulator of G-protein signaling 7. The record is from RefSeq and is a predicted model, not a curated record. The coding region runs from base 246 to 1685 and encodes 479 amino acids. Gene Ontology annotation, biological process: G protein-coupled receptor signaling pathway; intracellular signal transduction; regulation of G protein-coupled receptor signaling pathway. The transcript is spliced from 17 exons. Lineage: Eukaryota; Metazoa; Chordata; Chondrichthyes; Rajiformes; Rajidae.